Molecule: messenger RNA, 1521 nt
Organism: Eleginops maclovinus (Patagonian blennie)
Lineage: Eukaryota; Metazoa; Chordata; Actinopteri; Perciformes; Eleginopidae
Exons: 3
Coding region: 269-892 (207 amino acids)
Source: RefSeq, a predicted model, not a curated record
AUUAAAGACCUCAUGACACGUGGAAAAUAAAGUAAUAUACAUACACACAUUGAAAGUACACAUACAAAAUAGUCACUUGAAGUUGGUUUUAAUCAUUAUGAUAGAGAAAUUGAGUUUGUACGGCCUUUUAAAAGUGCGAUUUUUGCGAUCUGCUACCGACCUUCCUAUUAGUCAGUCACAUGACCUAUGACGUACACUCCGGAACGGCUCCUUGGUCAAGACACUAUCCCACCUGUCACUCACGACUAUCCUGACACCUGUCAACAACAUGGAUUCUGACAACUCCGAUUCAUCCUCGGAUCCUGACACAUUUUUCGAAGUGGCAGAGUCCGACCCAAUGCUGGAGGACAAUGUGAGGGGCGUUAUGCCCUAUAGAUACGAGCCAUACUUGGAUGAGUUGGAGCCACAGGGUUCUACGGAAAGUUCGGAUGGCGAGGCAGAAGGCGCUGUUGGUGGUGCUGCUGUGGCAGACGGUCGGAUGCCUAUGGAUUUUGGCAGACUACAGCACGUGGAAUGGUGUUCUUGUGGGAGAUGUGAGCCAAUGCCACUGGUAGUGGAGUCGGUGUGCUGCCGCGAACAGUCAAGAGUGUGCGAGAGGAGAGAGGAGGAGGGAGCAGACACCCGCUGCAUCACAGAACAUUCUGGCUUUGAGCCAGUUUGUCUGAAUCUGCAUGUUCUGCGCACCGCACAUUUCCACUAUCGGCAAGAAUACGGGGAUGUAGAGGGAAACGAGUGGAAGAGGUACACUGGAUACAGACAGUUUGUGCGAUGGUGCUACGAGUACCUGGGAAGACAUGUCAGGGUCCCCAUACCUUCCUGUGUGGUGUGGUGUAUCCGGAGAACUUUUCCCUCCAUUGAUUACAGGGGGUUCCAGGACACCAACAGCCCGUGAUGAUACAUGUAUGCUGUUAACUUGUUAAUUUUGUUUUUUUAGUUUAAAUACAUGAGUUUGUAAAUACAUGAAAAUGAAUGUCAAUACAUGAUACCUCUGGCUUCACAUGAAUGUGUCUUCAUUUUUACAACUUACAACAGCUUACAACAAAUAGGCCUAGCAAAUCAAUUUACACCUUCACCAUGGAAGGGUAGCUGAUAUUUUUGAUCAUACGGUGUCUAAGAUGUGCUGUACUUCAGGGACAAUGCAAUACAAGCCCACAUGGAUAAGGGGGAAAACUGUAGCAACACAGACAUACUACACACCCUGUAAUGACACUUUUCAGAACACCAAGGUGAGGAUGGAGCAGGAGGUUCCCAACACAGUAAAUCAAAGCACUCACGGCAAAGAUGAAAUUAAGUUUGUGUUUAUUCCAUUCAGUCCGGUUCUCAUGUGUACAUUUAGGUGUUAUUUGUAAUGCUAAAGCGGGUCAUAUGUGCAUUGACUGCUGCCCUCUUAUCCGGCUUUUCGAAUGAUGCAUUGAGUGGCUCUGUAACAGGGGACGGGUCUGGGAUGUCAAAGUCAUCACCGUUGUAGUCCUCACCUCGACACAUGGCCUCCACCAUCCGCAUCAGCUCUUCAGCAUAGCC